Didymosphaeria variabile is the source of this 1182-nucleotide messenger RNA. RefSeq lists its product as uncharacterized. The transcript has a single exon. Lineage: Eukaryota; Fungi; Ascomycota; Dothideomycetes; Pleosporales; Didymosphaeriaceae. Bases 1 to 1182 code for a protein of 393 amino acids. The record is from RefSeq and is a predicted model, not a curated record.
AUGGCCGACGUCCCUCCAUACCCUCUGUACGGUAGGAGCUACCUGCUCUACCGCGUCUCUCCCCUGCACCACGGCGACGCGCCGCUGUUGAACGACCGCACGUUAACCACGCACGCGAAGCGUCUGAGAGAACAGUUAAAAGGCGACAAUGUGCGCGGGGUUGAGGUCGACUUCGCAGGAACAGAGGAUGCGCUGCCAAACCUGGGCCCGCUCCAAGAGUGCGAUUGGGACAUGAUUGGCGACGAAGACGCGUGGAUCGACAGGCACCGCCAGCUGGUAGACCCCGAAGCCUCACAGUUGACUACCGUCGUCUCUGCAGAACAGGCGCGGGGCAUUGAAGUUACCCUGGACUACGAGAAACAAUCGUACAAUGCACUGUUGCUGCGGGAUCCGACUCUCACCUCCUCCCCUGGUGGCUUCACUUCGCUCCCCUUGUUGCUGGUCAAGAUGCCCUUGGCGAUCCGCGACAUCUUUGUAAAUUACAUCAGAACCAGCUUUGAUGCCCAUGUUGUUCCACUCAGACUGUCUUCAGCCUUCGUUACGUCCAGCUUGGAGACCUUCUUCCGUCACCUGUCCGCCAGCACCUCUACCCAAUCCGUAGAGGAUGUUAUCAGACAGCUGCAAGUUCAGUUGUCCUUCCACAAUGCCACAACUCUACUUAGGCACCUGGACGUGACUAUAGCAGGCCGCGAUGUUCCGGGCUUUCUAGAACGUGGCAAACUUCUACGAGAUGCAAAAGGCAGGCCCUUCACAGCUGCAUUUGCCGCCUACAUGAAGAAACACCUUGCACUGGACAUCUUCCACCCAAAGGUUCAGGUCUCGCGGAUAUCGUGCGCCAGUUUCGUCCUGGCUACCGACCGCCUCAAGCUCAUGGCACCUGAUGUUGCUGAUGUAUCAAUUGCCGACAGCGAUUCGCCCGAAGGAAGCGCAGGAGAGUUGGCUGUCCAGGAGUUUUACACAUCCUUAGUCAAAGAAGCCACCGGGACUGGCAUAUUUUCAUCCGAGGAUCUCACUGUGAACAGAAGAUCGUCAACCCCAUCAUCCGAAAGCGUUAGCGCGAGCCGGCGAAAGCGUGCAGUGAGCAAUGUGGCCGCUGGAUCCCGCAAUGCGAAGCGAUCGAAAGCAAGAGAAAAGGAGAAUCGCGAUGGUGCGCUAGGUGACGAAGAGAUGGUAGACGCAUGA